AUGUCUUCGCUCGUGCCCUCCGUAGACAACGGCGCUUUCGUUGACCUCACGUCCUCGCCCUGCUCUUCUCCUCGCUCUGCCGCGCGCCGCGGCCCAGCCGUUGUGUCGACUGUCGAGCUGGCCGAUCCUUUGCUGGUCCUUGCCGAUGUGCGGGCCUCGCUGAGCGCGUUGCAGCAGGCCGUCGAUCAGACCGAGACAUUGCGCGAGCUUCGCUGGAAUCAUGAAGUUUUGCGCCGCGAGUUUCUGGCUUCGCGUCGUCGUGCGAAGGAUCUGGAUCGUCAGCUUGCCGGCGCGGCCAAUACUGCGUCUCCGUACGUGCUCUUUUGUCAGCACAAGUACGGCGUGGUUCGCCACAAGCUGGAAUCUACCCGGACGGAACUCGCCGACUGCCUGAACGCGCUGCAGAAGCGUCUGGACUACUCCCGCGAGCUCGAGGCUUGCCGUCUUCGCGCAAGAACGGUCGCCUUCGUACCUUGA
Phytophthora nicotianae INRA-310 is the source of this 477-nucleotide messenger RNA. RefSeq lists its product as hypothetical. The record is from RefSeq and is a predicted model, not a curated record. The coding region runs from base 1 to 477 and encodes 158 amino acids. The transcript is spliced from 3 exons. Lineage: Eukaryota; Oomycota; Peronosporomycetes; Peronosporales; Peronosporaceae.